Falco peregrinus (peregrine falcon) is the source of this 1597-nucleotide messenger RNA. RefSeq names its product tektin 1 (gene TEKT1). The transcript is spliced from 8 exons. Gene Ontology annotation, cellular component: microtubule cytoskeleton; nucleus. Bases 244 to 1452 code for a protein of 402 amino acids. NCBI's taxonomy places the organism in Eukaryota, Metazoa, Chordata, Aves, Falconiformes, Falconidae. The record is from RefSeq and is a predicted model, not a curated record. Gene Ontology annotation, biological process: cilium assembly; cilium movement involved in cell motility.
GCGGCUCCGUCCCGUCGGGGUCGUUUUGGCCCCUCGCGGACGGCUGGAGGUGUUCGGGGGCUGACGAGCCUUUUCAUGCCUUUCUGAAUUGUCCUCGUCGCUGAGAUGAUUUUUCCUCUGCUGUCAGACGCGCACCUGAUGCUAGCCUCAGGAAGUCUACAAUGAUUUAACCCCUGAAAAUCGUUUGAGGUUCCACAUUCUAAGAACUAACCUGCAUUACAUGCAGAAACUUUCCGAAAAACAAUGGCCAGGUUGUUGCAAACUCCACCCAAGUUUCAUCCCUCAGAAUGGGAUAUUGCAAACAAGAUGCAGUGUGCCAGUACAGAGUCUCAGAAAUCCAGGUCAGAGUGCAUGAUAUCUGAGAGUCAGAGGCUGCUGGAUGAAAUAAAAAAGACAACUCAGAAAACCCAAAGUGGUGUCAACAAAAAAAUAGAACAGAGACGGGAAGAAAUUAAAUUCUGGAAACAAGAAUUGGACAAAAAACAUGAACAAAUUGUUCAUGAGACAGAGGUACUGUUGACUUUUAAGACUAGGCUGGAGAAAUCUUUGGAGAGCUGCAAAGAGCCACUCGUCAUUGCCCAAAAGUGUCUCCUGAACAGGCAGAGGCGAGCUGGGAUUGAAUUGGUGCAUGAUGAAGUGGAACAGGAACUGGUGAAGGAAGCUGAAGUCCUUCAGGGGGUUAUUGCUUUGCUUGGACGUACAUUGGAACAAACCAAUGAGCAAAUCAGACUAAACCGAUCAGCAAAAUACAGUCUGGAAAUGGAUCUGAAGGACAAGUUCACAGCUUUGAUGAUUGAUGAUUACUGUGCUAGUCUGACAAACAACAUUCCUGAUACCAGAUAUGCUGAUAAUGCAGUGAAAAUUGAAGGAAAUUUUGUUAGCCCUGAAGACUGGAUAGAUUUCUCAAACAUGAACAUUGAAAAGGCCAACGAGCAGAGAAACAAUUCUUUGGCACUGAGGGCACUGAUUGAUGGCAUCUUCUUGCAGACAGCAAAUGACAUGCGCAAGCAAUGUGAGAUGGUGAAUGUUGCAUUUAGAAAAAGGGUGAAGGAAGUCAAGGAUGCCAAGCACAAGCUAGAGACACUCCUUGCAAUGGUGAUAGAUGAGACUGCCUCACAGGAGAAGAACAUUGCAGCCUUAAAGAAAGCAAUCGCUGAUGAAGAAGGACCUUUUAAAGUGGCUCAAACCCGCUUGGAAUCAAGAAACCAUCGCCCCAAUGUGGAAUUGUGUUAUGAUACAGUGCAAUACAGGCUGACUAGUGAAGUUCAAGAAAUUGCAAAAAAUAUUCAAAGAUUAAAGGACACACUGGCACAGGCUGAGACAGAGCUGAAAGGUCUGAGCCGUCGACAGCUUUCCUUGGAGGAGGAGAUCCAGGUCAAGGAGAAUACACUGUACAUUGAUGAAGUGCUCUGCAUGCAAAUGAGAGAGUCCAUUUGUAUUAACAGCUUCUGAAGCCAUCACACUGGGAGACAGUGUGUGCCUCAAAGAGCCAGCUCCUGCUGAAAUUUUAUUGAUGAACCUCCAGAUUCAUUGGUUUGGCUCAGUGUUGUCCUGGUUCUAGUUGUGCAAGGUAAUUAAAACAGACCUAGUACUUCCA